ACAAAUUUUGUCGUUGACGAGGUAACGAAUAUCGUAAAGGAAAGCAUAGAAGGCACAAUCGGCUCGAACGUCUACUCGCAUAAUAAAGUUCAACAUUGGACAUCUACAAUCAUCGAACAAUGUUUGAGUCAGUUAACUAAGCUCAACAAACCUUUCAAAUAUAUAGUAACCUGCAUCAUUAUGCAGAAAAAUGGUGCUGGACUGCAUACCGCAAGUUCAUGCUAUUGGGACAAUUCUACAGACGGUAGCUGCACAGUUAAAUGGGAAAAUAAAUCUAUGUACUUCAUCGUUAGUGUCUUUGGCCUUGCAAUAUAG
Protopolystoma xenopodis is the source of this 315-nucleotide messenger RNA. Lineage: Eukaryota; Metazoa; Platyhelminthes; Monogenea; Polystomatidea; Polystomatidae. The record is from the annotation of a GenBank genome assembly.